Molecule: messenger RNA, 7449 nt
Organism: Carcharodon carcharias (great white shark)
Lineage: Eukaryota; Metazoa; Chordata; Chondrichthyes; Lamniformes; Lamnidae
Gene: col27a1b
Product: collagen, type XXVII, alpha 1b
Exons: 61
Coding region: 219-5438 (1739 amino acids)
Molecular function (GO): extracellular matrix structural constituent
Source: RefSeq, a predicted model, not a curated record
GCCACUGGCACUUCAAUGGGACUGACACAUCGAGAGGCCAGCACAGCUCGAUGCUCCAGAGUUAAGCAGGCUGUAAAGUUGAUGUGCCUUCCCCCCUCCCAAGCCAUUUUGUUUCCACUUUCAAAGUUUCCAAGAGCUCCAUGGAGUGAACAGGCAGAUGUUGUCAGAUGCGCCUCUUUUCUCCCCAAUGGGAAUCAGGCAGAAAAUGAAGUAACGGAAUGGAGACUGCGGCAGCCUUGGACUCCAACAGCAAGACAGCUGCCUUCGGGGGGAGAGCCCUAAUCCUCUGUGCUGUUUUUUAUUGUACUUGUUACCUGGGACUUGCACAAGUACUGCCUGAAGAUGUGGACAUUCUCCAAAGGCUGGGCCUUAUUGGGAAAAAAGCACAAACACUGUCAUCGCCAUCUUCCACGCCGUCCCACACCGUUCCUCAGGGGGUCAUUCCUUUUAAGUCGGGCGUUAUUCUCACACAGAGAGCUCGCAUCAAGACACCCGUAGCAGCCCUCAUUCCUGCCUCGUAUGGCACUAACCUCGCCAUUGUUUUGAGCCUGUGCUCACAUCGCAUCAACAAUGCUUUUUUAUUCACUGUUAGAAAUAAGAAGAAAAAACUGCAGCUUGGUGUGCAGUUUAUACCAGGCAAAAUCAUUGUGUACUUAGGACACAAACAGUCUGUAUAUUUUGAUUACAAUGUCCACGAUGGCCAAUGGCACCACAUGGCCAUCAACAUCAGAAGCCGAAAGGUUACUCUAUAUACUUCUUGUGGGAAGAACCGCACUAAUGCAAAUUUGCAUUUCAAGAAAGAAGAUUCUUUAGACCCAGAAGGGUCCUUCCUCUUGGGAAAAUUGGACCAACACUCAGUACAAUUUGAAGGAGCCAUCUGUCAAUUUGAUAUUUAUCCCUCUGCAAAGGCAGCUCAUAAUUAUUGCAAAUACAUAAAAAAACAGUGUCGGCAGGCAGACAUCUACCGGCCGAAUCUUCUUCCGCUACUUCCUCUUUUGCUACGCUUUCCCAAUUCCUCUACCAUCUCUCCUUCCCCAUUUAUUCUGCAUAAGAAGACUGGACAGGAUGACAACUAUAAAGAGAGUGCAACUUUGAUGGGCUUGGCUCAAACAAUGCCAAACCUCAACACCCAAACCAAUAAAUGGUCAACUUUUGGUACCUCAACCCUGCCCACCACGCUGCCAACACAACACCAGAGCACUGCCACUUCCCACCUGAAGCUGACGACUUCAACACUAUUCCCAAGCACUGAGUUCCUCCAGCUCCCUCCGCAUGUCAAGCUUCCAACCGCAACCCCUCCUACGAUGCUAUCUCAUGCAGCUCCAGACAAGUCCGUGGAAAAGAAUGACGCAACAUUAGCGAAACAGCAAGGACAGAUUAGCCAAGGUCCUUCAGGCAACACAACAUGGCAAGACACCAAGAAGAAAGCUAAACCAACUGGAAACGUGACAGCAAGCCCAACAUCAACCACACCAGUGAAAAAGAAACCCGAACACCAGUCCGCCAAGAAUCAUCUUGUGACCCAGAAAGCAACCUCAGCAGAAUUUGUGGAAAAACUGCCACAAGGACAGACCAAACAGCCACCAGCAAAGAAAACUGAGCCAAACCCAACAACAACUCCCUCGUACUCCAGAGAUACCUACACUGUUAUGUCUGUAACACCUGCCGCCACGGAUGGAUACCAGACCUUUGGGAUGGAAAGUUUUACCAUUGAUCCAAUGCUUCAAGGAUAUCUAAGCAUAAAAGGGGACCCGGGACCAAUGGGUCCCCCUGGCCCUCCAGGACUACCGGGCUUAGCUGGAAAAAGAGGACCUCGGGGACGCCAAGGACCACAUGGAAAUCCAGGUCGCCCGGGUCCCCCAGGUGUGAAGGGAUAUAAAGGUGAACCUGGCAUCUCUCCAGGGAAAGCAUACAAUGGACAAAAGGGUGACGUAGGCCGACCUGGUGCUGUAGGGUUCCCAGGACCACCAGGCCGAAAGGGACUCAAAGGUUACCCUGGAGCACCUGGCCACCCUGGAAAACCAGGGGAGCGUGGACCAGAUGGAAGUCGAGGUGCCAAAGGUUAUCCUGGCAGGCAGGGUUUUCCGGGCCCAAUGGGAAAACAGGGAUCAAAAGGAAAUCGGGGCUUCAUAGGCCCACGAGGGUUAAUGGGUCUUCCGGGAGCAGAUGGAAAGCAAGGCAUGCCAGGAGAAGCAGGGAAGAGGGGCAAGAUGGGUAGGCCGGGAUUUCCAGGAAAUUUUGGGGAGAGGGGAUCGCCAGGCGUGGAUGGAAGCCCAGGAGAUUUGGGAGCCCCAGGACCUCCUGGCGUUCGUGGAUUGGUUGGUGACAUGGGGCAUCUUGGGAAGAUGGGCUUGCCUGGACAUCGUGGACCGAAGGGGCUGAUUGGAAACCGUGGAGAACCAGGAAUGAAAGGUGAUAAGGGUGACGAGGGCAUUCCAGGAAUACCAGGAGAACCGGGUUUCCCUGGCGAUAAGGGUAAUCCUGGGUUACAGGGAAUGCCUGGAAUGAGGGGGAAGCCCGGGAUAGCUGGGGAAAUUGGUGAAAAAGGUCCAGUUGGAAUACCAGGACCUCCUGGCCUAGAGGGUUUCCCAGGAGAUAUCGGUCCUCCAGGGCAAAAUGGUCCAGAAGGUCCAAAGGGAAAGCCAGGAGCGCGAGGGUUACCUGGGCCACAGGGCCUACCUGGUCAAGAGGGCGAUGAAGGACGAAUAGGACCACUUGGAGAUCCAGGUCCUGAGGGACGUCCUGGGAGGAGAGGAUUUCCAGGAAAACCAGGGCCUGAUGGUCCUAAGGGUGAACCUGGCGAUUCUGGAAAGGUGGGGAAGGUUGGAGAACAGGGGGAGCCAGGAUUCAUGGGACCAAUUGGAGAACUCGGGAAAGUUGGGGAAAAGGGUGAUCGUGGUGAAACAGGUCCUCCAGGGCCUCCAGGAGUUAAAGGAGCGAUGGGACACCCCGGACCUCCUGGAGAGCUUGGCCCCCUGGGACCAGUUGGACCACCUGGUGCCAAAGGAAUUCGAGGAUCUCCUGGGAUGCGAGGAAUCAAGGGCCGCAGGGGUGCAAGAGGUUCUGAUGGUCCUACAGGGGAGCCGGGUUCAUCAGGUAUCAAGGGAUCUCUAGGGGAACCAGGUCGGACUGGACCAGCUGGACAGAGGGGUAAAAGAGGGGAACCAGGAGGCACAGGAGCAUCAGGAUUUCCAGGUAUCCCGGGACCUUCAGGCCCUCCAGGAGCAAAAGGAGUCCCAGGAGAGCCCGGACCAUCUGGGCCGGAGGGUGUAAUUGGUGUGCUGGGGGAGAUGGGACCAAAGGGGAUUCCUGGCCCUAUUGGUGAGCCUGGACUCCCAGGUGAACCAGGAGAGAAGGGUGCAGUUGGGCAGCCAGGAGCCAGAGGUGAACAAGGACUCAUGGGUCAAAGAGGAGACCCUGGUCUGGUGGGAGAUGAUGGACCGGUCGGCAUCGAUGGGCUCAAGGGUGACAAGGGAGACCCAGGGGCAGAAGGAGAUAAAGGAGACAAGGGGCUUGAAGGAUUGAAAGGAACAGAAGGACCACCAGGAGUACCAGGAAUCACAGGAGUUCAAGGACCUGAAGGAAAACCAGGAAAACCUGGGGAGAGGGGAAAACCUGGCAGAAAGGGUAGCAAAGGUCACUUGGGACAUCUGGGAGAGACUGGUCCCCCAGGAGAACAAGGGCCCGAGGGAACCCAGGGGCCCAAGGGAUCUCGAGGAACACGAGGAGCUAUGGGCGCACCUGGUCGCAUGGGAGCUCAGGGUGAACCAGGGAUCGCAGGGUAUGAGGGACAUAAAGGACCACCAGGCCCAAAAGGACCACCUGGCCCGAAAGGUGAAAAGGGUGAACAAGGGGAUGAUGGGAAGGUGGAAGGACCUCCCGGCCCAGCCGGAGACAGGGGCCCUGUUGGGGAUCGAGGAGACAGAGGCGAAUCUGGAGACCCUGGUUAUAUUGGACAGCAGGGGCUGGACGGCGAGAGAGGGAAGCAUGGCCAGCAAGGUUUGCCGGGUAACCCUGGACCUCCAGGUAAACCAGGUGUUAAAGGCUCUAAGGGGCAAGAGGGACGAAAAGGAAAAACAGGUUCCCACGGCACGCAAGGAAGCCCAGGCCCACCAGGUCCUGUCGGACCUCCAGGUCCCAGAGGUGUUGUUGGUCGACAAGGUCAAGAGGGGGCUCCAGGGUUGGACGGAGCUCCCGGAAUCAAUGGGAAACCAGGAAUCCAGGGAGAACAGGGCGACGACAGGAGUGUCGGGUUGCUUGGCAAACCGGGAGGCCGUGGCGGUGUUGGAGUCCCAGGAUUACCUGGAUCUCAGGGGCCUCCUGGCUUUAAGGGAGAGAGAGGUUUGCGGGGCCAAGCAGGACCUCCUGGAAUCAAAGGAACAGAAGGCGGGACAGGCUUGCCUGGGAAGAGAGGCAAUCCAGGUUCCAAAGGUCAACCGGGGGACCCUGGAGAAUCUGGUUUCCCUGGGCUGAUGGGAGUAUUUGGACCAAAGGGUCAUCCUGGUGAUCUUGGUUUUACUGGGAUCCAGGGCCCAAAAGGACCACCAGGAUUAAUGGGCAAAGAAGGCAUCAUGGGUCCAUUUGGCGUGACGGGUCCCACUGGGCAUCCUGGUCCAAAAGGGUAUAAAGGAAAUCAAGGUGAUACGGGGCCACAGGGACCGAAGGGUCCAGUAGGCCCACGGGGACUCCCUGGCCCACCGGGUCCUCCUGGAAUUCAAGCCGCACUUAAACAUGAAGAGCUAGGUGCUGCUUUACAAGCUUUUAUCGAAUCGAAAACUGCACUCAGGACCGAGAACUAUCAGAAUUCAGACCUACCUUUGAUUGACCAAGGAGCGGAGAUCUUUAAGACCCUACACUACCUCAGUAAUCUUAUCCACAGCAUUAAGAAUCCCCUGGGCACCAGGGACAAUCCGGCUCGUGUUUGCCGUGACCUCAUGAACUGUGAGCAGCGAAUGAAUGAUGGCACUUACUGGGUCGAUCCUAACCUCGGCUGCACAUCUGACACUGUUGAAGUGACCUGUAACUUCACUAAUGGUGGGCAGACCUGUCUGAAACCCAUCACUGUCUCCAAGUUGGAGUUUUCAGUGGGCCGGGUCCAGAUGAACUUCUUACAUUUGCUAAGCUCAGAGGCGGUACAACACAUCACCAUUCACUGUCUGAACGUGCCAGUCUGGGCAGAUGGAAGUUCGGACAAACCCUUCAAACAAGCUGUAAAGUUCAAGUCCUGGAAUGGCCUGAUGAUGGAAGCAGGGGGGCAGCUGGUACCCAAGGUGGUGUUGGAUGACUGUCAGAUAAAGGAUGGCCGAUGGCACCAGACCCACUUCUUGUUUCACACGCAGGAUCCCAAUCAGUUGCCCAUAAUUGGUAUUUAUAAUUUACCACAACCAAAGCCUGGACUACAUUACCACCUUGAGGUUGGGCCCGUCUGCUUCCUCUGAGCUCCUGAGUGAACCAUCUUUAACCCACAUCAGAGCGUAGUUAUUCUUUACUGUGUAUUCAAUAAAACUCAAGGAAUUGCUGAGGUGAUGUGAAAAUGUCACAUUACCCACCAGAGAAGACUGUCAAUGGCUUUUUUUAAACAAAAAAAAAUUCUAUAAAGAAAUGUUAAGAGGACUUGUUUUGUGGGAGAAUGUUUAGCUAAAACAACCUAGAAUUGAAGAUCUCCACCUAUAGCCAAAGAAUCUGUAGGACGUUGCAGUGCAAGGGACGAGAAUGGCUCUAACUGGGUUGCAGAAGAUCCAUUCUAAAGACAGAUACUUAACCAGCAUUAUUUUCAGCAGUCCCAGGUUAGAAUACUCAGAGGAGUGACUAUACAUAGUAGAUAGAGCUGGUGGCUGCAUCGCCUGCUAAGCAUCUCCAAUGUGCAAUAGUGAGGGGGAAAGGGGGAACUGUACGAGUUGUUGAAAUUCUCUAAAUCUGUGAUACUUCGUUGUGAUGUGUGAACGGUUCUAGUGUUAGCUUUCAGCCACCAAACGCCUGAAACUAAUUGAUCAGGUUCGGGCAAGGAGAAACCAAGUAAUGAGGAAGUGCGUUAGCAGUGUCCACUUUCCUGGUGAUUAUGACAGGGUGCUAAUGGAUUGAGCUUCGUGGGGUGAUUUUUCUACCUCUGGUAUUGGUGCUCACAUUCUCAUGUUUUGCUUUCAUUCGCAUGUCAUAUUUUUGAAUCAAUGGUGCUAUGUAAUUAUCACAGGGUGGGGGGUAGGCUGAUGUUUAGAGAGUGGGGUGACCCCCCCCACCCUCCCCCCGGGGCCUCUGCCCACCGACAGCCAAAAAAAAACACAGCGAUAAUUGUUAACUUAAUGAUUUCUAAAGUGCCUUUAAUAUUUGAAGGGAUUAUUUUAGUUGUGCUUUGGAGAGGUUUCAAACCCUACUGUUCCUGAGUCACUGAUUUUUUUUUGAAAGAAAGAGAGUUGGGGAAAAUUGCUGAGAGUUUUUGAAACCCACACUGAAGUUCUUCACCUUGAACAUUUGCUUUCUUAUGUACAAAGUUGCCCCAAAAGCUGUAAUUAAUAUUUAGAGAAGCUUUAUUCAUUAAAAAAAAAGGAACCCAGAUCUUUCCGUGAAACAAUGAUAGAUUUUCCAACUCCUCAUCAGAUUGUGUACAAUGUUUCUCUGCGCUAUGUUGUAUACAGUGGGUCAAUAUUUUACAAUCUGCUAUUUAAUGUUAUUUAAAUGUUUUAAAACUAUGGUUGAAAGAAAAAAAAAACCAAUCGCCUGUCCCUAUCACAGAUGUCUAUGUUUGAAGUAGACUGUCUUUUUUUUUGUAGUAGUUGUAAAGAUGUUGCUUCAGCACCCAACUGGUCUUGGAGAAUUAUGUAGAGUUCUUUUUGUUUUGCUUGUCCUAAUGUGUAAAUUUGGUGCUUUGAAGAGAAGGAUAUUUCAGUGUUUCAAAUCUAUAAGAUAUUAUGCAGAGUUUAAACGUACUGUAUAGGAAAAUGCUUUAAGCGCUUUUUAAUUCCUGAAGUUUUUUUUUACUUUGAAGGAAAUAUGUGAAGAAUCUAGAAUUCUAAUGCGUUAUUUUAAAUUUAUUUCAUUUUUUUUAAAAUCAAAAAUCUGAUAAUACAGUUGAAAAGCCAGCCAUCAGAAUACCUCAAAUACAUUUCGGUACCAUUCUGAGCACACUUCAGCUUUGUUUAUUUUUAUUUCCUUUUUUAAUUUCUUUUUUUUUUACUUUGUUUUUGGGGGUUUUUUUUCCAUCUAUUCCAUUCGCUUUUCUGUGUGUGUCUGUUGCUAUAGAAACAGAGUCGCCAUAAAAUGGUCAACCGCAGACAUCAGUAUCAUUAUUGCCUUAGUCACGUUUGAACGUUCUGUGCAAGAGUUCACUAUUUAGCUGUGAAUUACUUUAUUCAGCCUUUGCUAGACUCGAUGGGGCUUAGACUCUUCCGUUGUUUGAAAUUAAAAGUUUCUGAAAUUUUAAUGAAAUAAAUAUUUCAAACUGAAGCAACGAAA